This is a messenger RNA of Acanthosepion pharaonis, 1656 nucleotides long. The record is from the annotation of a GenBank genome assembly. NCBI's taxonomy places the organism in Eukaryota, Metazoa, Mollusca, Cephalopoda, Sepiida, Sepiidae.
AUGAAUUCAGAAUACCCUCUUUCGAAGGAGAGGUACUCCCUGGGGUUUUUUGCUGUUUUUCUUUUCCUUUUUCGUUUUUUUCUUUUUCUUUCUUUUUCUUUCUCAUUGUUUUUCUUAUCCUUUUACGUUGUUUUUCUUUUGCGUUGUUUUUCUUUUCCUUUUUCGUUGAUUUUCUUUUCUUUUUCGUUGUUUUUCUUUUUCUUUUUCGUUGUUUUUCUUUUCCUUUUUCGUUGUUUUUUUUUUCCUUUUUUGUUGUUUUUCUUUUUCGUUGUUUUUCUUUUCCUUUUUCGUUGUUUUUAUUUUUCGUUGUUUUUCUUUUCCUUUUCGUUGUUUUUCUUUUCCUUUUCGUUGUUUAUCUUUUUCGUUGUUUUUCUUUUCAUUUUUCGUAGUUUUCUUUUCCUUUUUCGUUGUUUUUCUUUUUCGUUUUUGUUUUUCUUUUUCGUUGUUUUUAUUUUCCUUUUUCGUUGUUUUUCUUUUCCUUUUUUGUUGUUUUUUUUUUCGUUGUUUUUCUUUUACUUUUUCGUUGUUUUUCUUUUCCUUUUUCGUUGUUUUCCUUUUCCUUUUUCGUUGUUUUUCUUUUUUUUUUCGUUGUUUUUCUUUUCCUUUUUCGUUGUUUUUCUUUUCCUUUUUUUCUUUUUCUUUUUCAUUUUUUUUUUCUUUUCUUUUUUUUUUUUUUUCUUUUUCUCGAAGUCGAAGUCUCGAAGUCUCGAAGUCUCUCUCUCUCUCUCUCUCUCUCUCUCUCUCUCUCUCUCUCUCUCUCUCUCUCUCUCUCUGCAAAAUCAUACCAAAGUCUUCAUUGAUAUAUGUGUCAUUCAGAUAUCGAUAUGUCGCCCGACUAAAGUCUUCAUUGAUAUAUGUGUCAUUCAGAUAUCGAUAUGUCGCCCGACCAAAGUCUUCAUUGAUAUAUGUGUCAUUCAGAUAUAUCGAUAUGUCGCCCGACCAAAGUCUUCAUUGAUAUGUGUCAUUCAGAUAUCGAUAUGUCGCCCGACCAAAGUCUUCAUUGAUAUAUGUGUCAUUCAGAUGUCGCUAUGUCGCCCGACCAAAGUCUUCAUUGAUAUAUGUGUCAUUCAGAUGUCGAUAUGUCGCCAGACCAAAGUCUCCAUUGAUAUAUGUAUCAUUCAGAUAUCGAUGUGUCGCCCGACCAAAGUCUUCAUUGAUAUAUGUGUCAUUCAGAUAUCGAUAUGUCGCCCGACCAAAGUCUUCAUUGAUAUAUGUGUCAUUCAGAUGUCGAUAUGUCGCCAGACCAAAGUCUCCAUUGAUAUAUGUGUCAUUCAGAUAUCGAUGUGUCGCCCGACCAAAGUCUUCAUUGAUAUAUGUGUCAUUCAGAUGUCGAUAUGUCGCCCGACCAAAGUCUUCAUUGAUAUAUGUGUCAUUCAGAUGUCGAUAAGUCGCAAGACCAAAGUCUCCAUUGAUAUAUGUGUCAUUCAGAUAUCGACGUGUCGCCUGGCCAAAAUCAUGAGCAGUUUAGAAAAAUCAACUGGAACUUUGUUUACGCAAAUCCUUUUGCGCUCUGCCAAAAUUCCUACAAUUAACACAUGGCCUUCUCGUCUGGCCAUUUCCACGGUCACAUUACCUGUUUACACAAUAUCUAUGUACUCUCGAACGAUAUCUUCGUCGAUUCUGGUUAUUUUGUGUUUUCUUAACCAGCACUUUUAA